AUGAUCCUCCCACGGCUAGUACUUUCGCCAGCACUGCUGCUCGCCAUCAUAGCAAUCAUCAAUGGCCAUGGCCAGCUGGACUGGGCUGCUAGAAGAGAGCUGGGAGACAUGUUUCGCUACUCAGUUGACCCGAAUGCACACGGGGGCCACUGCAGCGCCUAUGGCGAGGCUAAGCUGAACGCCCUCUUCGACGAUGCAUAUGUGUUAGCGGGUACUGCAAUCCAAGCAACGCUCGAUCUUGAGGAUGCAACCGCGAAAACGACAGACGAAGCGACACGCCUGAUAAACACGCUGUUCUUCCGGCCAUCAGAGGAGGAUCUGGCAAUUAUCCAAAGCAAAAUGCACGGAGUGAGGAAUUGGAUGGAGGUCGGUGGCCGAACCAAUAAUGGACAGAACAGACGUCGUCCCUUUCUCUUCUGCGGGGACAAGUGGAGGGUUCGCGAGACCAUGAGCACCCAGAUGAAAGACGCCAGCGGCAACCCCAUGUUCAAGGAGAACGGCGAGCCAUAUCUCAUCAAGGAUAGCAGGGAAAUAAGGAAUCGUCGCAAGGAAGCCGCACAGGAGUGGAAUAAAGACCCCAACACUGGAGUGAGGCCCUUAUGGCUUACGUCUUCGAUAAAAAAAUACGCUGAAGAUCCCACGCUCGGUCCUUGUACGAAUGUCGACGGCGUCGUCGCUUUUACCUUCAAUGAAGGGUCUUUCGGCGCCAUCACACUUUGCAUUGAUCAUAAGUACUUCAAAGCUGGACGAUUACGGUCCGUCGAAGCCUCAGCACUCCCAAGCAAAUUAUUCGAAAAUAACCAACCACCUUCCAACAAAGAUGAAGUCCAAUCUAUCUCUAAAGUGGUUCCGGCCGGACGGAUUGCAUAUCACGAAUUAUUUCAUCUGUAUUGGGGCUCAGAGAUGGAUGGUGUUGAGGAAUACGACUCCCAGCGGAUGGCUGGAAAUAAGCUCCGAAAAAACGGCAAGAGGUUCACAAAGUCCAAAGCCAUGAAGAAUCCAGAGACCUACGCUCUGGCUGCGGUCGCCUAUGAUUAUACUCUGCAUGUCACCCAUACUACAAAGAAGGGGACAUACCCAGUCGAGUUCUACACAGGGUUCUGUACGUAUGAGAUGUGA
Aspergillus lentulus is the source of this 1119-nucleotide messenger RNA. NCBI's taxonomy places the organism in Eukaryota, Fungi, Ascomycota, Eurotiomycetes, Eurotiales, Aspergillaceae. The record is from RefSeq and is a predicted model, not a curated record.